Messenger RNA from Pyricularia pennisetigena, 1779 nucleotides. RefSeq lists its product as uncharacterized. The transcript has a single exon. The record is from RefSeq and is a predicted model, not a curated record. NCBI's taxonomy places the organism in Eukaryota, Fungi, Ascomycota, Sordariomycetes, Magnaporthales, Pyriculariaceae. Bases 1 to 1779 code for a protein of 592 amino acids.
AUGACCAUGGGCGUCUCCACGGUCCUGGCCCUCGCACUGGCGGCCCUUGCAGCUGCACAACGGCACGGCAACACGGUCUCUGUCCCGACGGACCUAGCCACGCGCCCGCUGUAUCGCGAUGUGUACGGCUACUCGAUUGAGCCCGUCUGGGUGAACGACUUUCUCGGCAACAACAUGACGUCGACGCUGCUCCGGUCCAUCACCCAGGUGGUCGGCACGCCUCCGCCGAUCCGCAUCGGUGGCAACACGGCCGACAUGACAUCCUACGUCGACAGGCUCAACACCACCGCGGUGGCCAUACCGGGACCCAACGGGGCCAGGCGCUUCAACAUCAGCCGCGGCUGGAUCGAGGAGUGGGGCCGGUACUUUGAGGACGGCACCAACCUGACCUUGACGCUCAACAUGAACGACGACUCGAGCGAGUGGGCCACGGCCCGCGUCGUGGCAGAGGUCGCGUGGGGCGUGCUCGGCGACAAGCUGACGCGCUUCGAGAUCGGCAACGAGGUCGACCACUACAUCGCCAAGGGGUGGCGCAACGACUCGUGGGGCGUCGAAGCCUACACGCACCAGUUCCGGCGGCUCACGGACCUGAUCCGCAACGACAGGUGGUACCGGGACGCCGGCGACAGGGCGCCCGCCUUCGCCGCGGGCUCCUUUGCCGACCCGCCCUGGGUGCCGGACCAGCACGACCAGCUCGACGACAUGGACAUCGUGAACCUGACGACCAGGGCCGGGCUCAGGAACGAAAGGGAGAGCGGCGGCGUCGACAUCGACAGCUUCGUCGUGCACAUGUACCCGGGCUCGACGUGCGACGCCGGCCGGUGGCGCCGCAUGCGGCUGGACCUCGUGUCGAACCACUCGUCCGUCUGGCAAAACGUGUCGCAGUACGCGCCGCAGGUCGAGGCGGCCGAGCGGGACGGCCGCGCCUCGCUCGUCAUGGGCGAGACCAACUCCAUCUCGUGCGGCGGGCGCAGCGGCAUCAGCGACACGUUUGGCGGCGCCCUCUGGAACGUCGACUACACGCUCUCCCUGGCGGCCAUCGGCGUCGGCCACAGCUACUUCCACCUGGGCGGCCAGAACGAGUACAGCUCGUGGCAGCCCAGGGGCUACGAGUACAAGGGCGAGAACAUCUCGGCCGGCAUCAGGCCGUCGUGGUACGCGCACUACUUUCUCGCCCACGUGGUCCGGCGCAUCGGAGAUGGCGACGGCGACGAUGCGACAGCAGAGGUGCCGUACGGGAUCGCGGCGCUUCCCGGGGCCAACUCGAGCGACUUUAGCGGGUUCGGGGUGUUUGAGGACAAGGAGCUCAGGAAGCUGGUGUUCCUGGACAUGGGCGUCUGGAACGGCACCCGGGGCCUCAGCAACCCGUCGACCAUCUCGGCGGCGGACAACACGGAUACGGCGUUCCACAGCCGGGGCGACAGGCCGAGGAGCGAGAUGAGCGUGUCGACCCCUUGGUGCAAGGACGGCGAGGUCAAGGUCCUGAGGCUCACCGGGCCGGGCACCAACGCCAAGUCCGAGGUCGAGGUGUCGGGGGUCACUUUUGACAAGGACGGCAAGCGGUCCGGUCAGCCGGAUGAGGAGACGGUCAGGGUUGGAGAUGACGGAGAGGUCAAGUUCAACUUGAGCAUGGCAGAGGGCGUGCUGCUAGAGCUUGGGAACGGAUGUGGCGUUUCGGAAGCCGAGUCUGCGGCUGUCCGUGUUGAGACAGGGGACGGGAGACUGGUGACUUUGACUGUUGCUGUAGCAUUUGGUGUUGGGCUGUUGAUGGGUUUAUAA